GACGAGCUUUCCUCGUCCGGCAGCCCAGAAGCCGUGGCCAUCGCCGAUCGGAUAGUCUUGGUGCCCCUUUGUGGCUCAGCCUCGGGCGACUUGCCUGGGCCGGCAGAUGCUGCGGUGCUUGCCCAGGAGUGGCAAGUCGCGAACUCUCCCCUGAUAGCCGUGGACCUGACUUUGCCCACGCCCACUGCAGAAGAGUGCCAGCUCUUGGCAGACAUGUGGGUGCCCCGUGGUUCGGAGGCUGCUUCACACGCGAGCAGCCAGUCGAGUUUGUCAGAUUCUGGUCUGCAAAGCACACAUCGACUGGUCGCCCUCGUGUGCUUCAUGUGGAAUUUGCGACAUUAUGUCGCCUUCUGUUGCAGACAGAGCGACCCCAGCAGCUGCGGACUAGUGGACAUCCUUGAACCAUGGUGA
Symbiodinium necroappetens is the source of this 411-nucleotide messenger RNA. Lineage: Eukaryota; Dinophyceae; Suessiales; Symbiodiniaceae. The record is from the annotation of a GenBank genome assembly.